Anneissia japonica is the source of this 1793-nucleotide messenger RNA. RefSeq lists its product as uncharacterized. NCBI's taxonomy places the organism in Eukaryota, Metazoa, Echinodermata, Crinoidea, Comatulida, Comatulidae. The record is from RefSeq and is a predicted model, not a curated record. The coding region runs from base 191 to 1222 and encodes 343 amino acids. The transcript is spliced from 2 exons.
UUAGCAACGAUGUAAAUAACACGUUUGGAGUAUCGAUCCCACGAGACGACGUGCGUGUAUUAUUGUGUUAUGACCGAAUACAUUGCAUUCUGUUCCGGUAGACACCUUUAAAGAAGCAUCGCCAGAGGCAAGAGGUCUGCGAUACUGAACUGGGUUGAUCGAUCUACUUUCGAACGUGGCGGAACAAAAUAUGGCGGCAACCGGCCGUCAUGAACCAGCUGCUAGAGACUUACUUCCCCGGUACCCACAACCUUUUUCGGUGAUUAGCGAGCAUUGGCAGGACCAACUUCAUGUGCACGACAACACAGGCGAUGAUCUCUUCAGUUUCGGACCUGUUUAUGACGAGAAUAUGUUCAAACUGAUCCAUAAGCAUCUAGAAUUGGACACGCACGAUCGAUUUGCUUAUGUUGGAGCGAGCAAAGGUUCUUACGCUGCAAAAAUCAAAGAAAAAUUCUGCCUAUUGCAGCCAAUUGUGGAAAUAUACCCCGGGACAAUUCUUUAUGAAGAAACACCAAACCAGCGACGAAUGAUCCCAUUUAAGGUUGAUCAAGUUGGCGCAGAGCAGUAUUUUCGAGAGCUCUCUGAAGGAUUGACCGAAGGCAAAGAACCGCCUUUUGAUAAGAUCAUUCUGCACGGCGCGUUCGAAUAUUUCUCUUCCCCGAAAACGACAUUUGCGCAUAUUAUGCGCACGCUGACAAAACAUGGAAAGUUGUUGAUAUUACACAGGCCAGCGCCAAUGAGUACUUUACCAUUUUUUACUGAGGCAAAUAAAAGGUUCGUUGAAGAGGAUAGUAACGAUCCGUACCUGAAGAUUUUAAGAAGUUUGCAGUCACAGAGAGUUGACGUCAAAUGGGACAUUGAGGUUCUACCGAUCGUUAUGCCGAAAGUGAAAUGGCUCGCGAUGCUAAACAAAAAGUUUCCACCGCAAAUGGAGAUAAUUAGUAACUUUGAAAUCCUAACAGGGGUCCGUGAACUAACGGAAGGUAUGCUUAAAUAUCAAGGAGAAAUGGUCGAGUUCUUUGAUCGGCUGAUGUUUAUAGCCGUAUCGCUCCCUUACGGCACUGGCGGCUACCCGAGCAUUCAGCGACAUGGUUCGUCAGAAACUAAGCCUUACCCCGGAUUGGUAGAUUUGAAGUACAGCUUGGAAAUUACGCCAGAUAUUCAAAAGCAUAUCCGAGAUAUUCAGAACAAUAAAAAAUUCAAGCAGAACAGUAUUUUUUGAUGACGUAUUAUAAGAUUGAACGAAUAGUGCGAGUACGAGAACAAGCUGCAAUGAAAAAUAGACCUACCAAGUAAUAUAGCCUGAAUGUUAGCUGCCUUAGGUUUUGAAGGGAACCCGGCGGAAGAAGCCCGACAUGAAACUCUUUACUGUUAUUAGGCAGACAUGAUGUGCAAAUUUCACUGUGAUAUUGAAUAUUUAAUAAUAAGAAUAACAAUAGUGUAAUAAUAAUAAUAAUAAUGCCUAAUAAAUAAUGGUAACACUAAAAUCAAUAUUAGUAAUUAUAAUUGUAAUAUUUUAUUUAUAAUACAAAUAAUUAUAGCUGUUAUUUUAUUAUAAAAUUUAUUUUGUAAGAAUGCAUUGUGUAUAUACUAGUAUAUACCUACAUUAAAAUUGUACCAAUUUACACAGGCUUAUUAUUAUUUAUUAUUAGGUAACAUAGGUCCCCCUUUCGCCCCCCCCCCCUGGACAUCUCUGUGGUGCAAGUGGUGUUCACUUAAAAGAGAGGCCUACACUGAUGUGCUAGCAAGGCAAUUAAACAGAAGGACGCACAUCUCGGGACAUCAAAGGUUAU